Molecule: messenger RNA, 3114 nt
Organism: Cololabis saira (Pacific saury)
Lineage: Eukaryota; Metazoa; Chordata; Actinopteri; Beloniformes; Belonidae
Product: zinc finger BED domain-containing protein 4-like
Exons: 3
Coding region: 1001-1834 (277 amino acids)
Source: RefSeq, a predicted model, not a curated record
AUAAAUGUAAUAAAUGCUCCUACUGCCGUUUCUGCUGGCUACUGAGUCCCCUAAGUGGCGAGUGAGUUUUAACUCCUUAAUUACUAACCAGCGUCAGAGUCACGCACAGUACACAAUCUGUGAUGUUAGAGAGCCACCUUUUGGUCAAUUUAAGCAACAGCAUCGCCAGCUGCUUGACAGGGGCUCAACUCAUAUUAGCUUACUGGUUUUGUUGUUAAAAAUGUCAUUGCAAUUUUAUCUAUGCAAUUGUGAAAAAAAAAAGGCAAAAUAAAUGAAAAACUGUGAACAACCGCAUGUUUUGGUUGGUUUACAUUUUAAAUGAUCAUGAACAUUUUUUUUGUCUGCUAAAACUACUUGAAACUUUUUUAAACUGCUUAAAACUACCUGUUUGUUGUGCCAUUUUCUAUAUGGCUCUUGUGCUAUUUGCUUUAUUUGUUAAUAGAAAAAAAAACUAAUCUCUGGUUUCUUUCUAUUUUAUUCCAGAAGGGAGGGGGAUCUUCUGAUUUAAAAAAUCGUGAUUAAAAAUCGAGAUCGUUCAACAUGGGAAAAAAAAUCGCGAUCACUUUUUUUGCCAUAUCGCCCAGCCCUAAUUCAAUCCCCAAGAAAAACAGCACGUCGGUCAUUUGGGAGUAUUUCGGGUUUGAGGCUGCAGACAUGCACCAGAAACAGGUAGUGCCCAAAACCUGCUGCGCUAAAAUUGCAACAUCCAGCGGAAACACAACCCACUUUUACCGGCACUUGAAAAAUCACCACAGGGAUUUGCAGGAAGAGUGGAUGACAAAAAAGUCCGGUGAAAAGCCUGGCGAAGAUAAUACACAGGCCCAUAGUAGCAAACAGACUACAAUUACAACAUCUUUUGUCAGUGUAACGCCGUAUGAUAAGAGCAGCCGAAGACACCGGGAGAUAACGACUGCCAUAACACACUACAUUGCGAAGGACAUGGUGACUGUUAACACGGUCAACAAAGACGGAUUUAAAAACCUCCUCCGCCAUCAAAGCUAUGGAACUUAACCAAUGGACCAGACUUCAAUGUUUUGGACACAGACUACAUCCUGCAAUUGAAAAUGCUGUUAAAGAUGAUGCAAGAGUUAAACGGGCAACAGGACUUUGCAAACAGGUGGUUGGUGUCUUCUCUCAUAGCUGGAAAAAGAAGACGGCACUGAAAAAGGCACAGCAAGAAUUAAAUUUACCAGAGCACUCGCUGAUAACAGAGUGUCCGACAAGAUGGAGCUCAAGGCAAAAAAUGAUGGGGAGGGUGUUGGAGCAGAGCAAGGCGUUGUCUCAGGUUCUGUCUGAAGACAAGAAGACGCGUCACUUGGUCCCCACUUGGCAGGACACAGAUGUCCUUGAAUCGAUAAACAAUGCCCUUGCUCCUCUUCAGGAGUUUACAGAUGCCCUGUCCGGUGAAGCCUAUGUAAGUGUGUCAUACCUGAAGCCAGUUCUCCAUCUCCUGAGAACAUCAACCCUGACUGAAAGUGAUGAGGACACAGAUCUUACCAAGGAAAUCAAAUCAAGAGCUCUUGGCUACAUUGAAGAUAAAUACAGUGACCCCGCCACACAGGAGCUACUGGACAUUACUUCUUUCCUGGAUCCUAGAUUCAAGACUGACUACAUAAGUGCAGAGAAUGUCCCAGACGUCAAAGAAAGAGUGAAGAUUGAAAUGGAACAGCUGGCACGAAAGGAAAAGAGGGCUCGUGUCAGCACCACAGAUCCCCCAGGGUGGAGCAGAGGCAGCGCCAUCCACCACAGGGAAGGGAAAGCAGUCAUUGGGCAGCUUCUUCAAGAGCAAGGCUGUCCCUCCUCCUUCCACUACGCAGAUGAAGGAUGCUAUUAAAGCUGAACUGGACAACUACCUACCUCAGGGCCGCAGAGACUGUUGAUGUUUUUAAAAAGAGGCUCAAGACCCAUCUCUUUAAUCAGGCUUUUAACUGACUCAUUUAACUAUUUUAAAUUUCUUAUGCUCACCCUUAUUUUUAUUGGAUCUUACUGUUCUGUUUUAUAUUUAGUUUAUCCUUUUUUAUCAUAUUUUAUUUUCAUUGUUUUAUCUUAAUGUUUUAUCUAAAUAUUUUAGUCAUUAUUUAUGGUCUAUUUUAUACAUUUUACUGUCUUAUUCCUUUAGUUUUUAAUGUCUUGCUUUUUAGACAUACUUUUAGGAUUUUAUGUUAUGUUAUACUUUUUAAAACUCUUUUAGUGUAUUUUAUCCUGCUUUCUUGUAGCUUUUAGCUCCAGUGUUUCCUCAUGGGGAGCCUCCAUGCUGGGAGUGACUCUGGCCUGCAGGGGGUCGUCCUGGGGGUGGUUCCGGCCUGGAUGGUUGUGGAGCUCUGCACCACGGCUUCACCGCUGUGGUGUGGACUCCUCUAUCCGUCCGGGCCGGGAUGGUCUCUGUGGGUAUGUAAAUUCCUGUGCAUACCAGCUACCAGUUCCAUCAGAGAGACUGGUUAGUGCUAGUGGCAAUGUUGUCACAUGUCAGCGCUCAGGUCUAAAACCAUCAAAGGUUGACAUGCUGGUUUUCUUGACAAAAAAUCUGUAAAGAGUGAUGUAGAGAUGUCAGGGAAGCAAGUUUUAUUGUUUAUUUAGUACUUUUUUAGAUUUUAUUUGUUGGUUCUGCACUUAACCCUGACUUGUGGUGCCUUUGUUUCAAAAAGAUAUUCGCUAUAUUGUUUACAGAAUAGAUGUGCAUUGUGCAAUAUUUGGGUGCUGCUGAGCCAUAAAUGAAUAACCCGCCUAUUGUGAUGUCUGACAUGUUUUUCAGAAGGGAAGAGGUAGGGUCAUUUUAUUUUAGUAAGAGUUUUAUUUUAUUACCAUUACUUUUCACUUUCACUUACUGUAAAAAGACAGUCCGGGUUUCUUAAUGUAGGGUUGAGUAAAGUACUUUAACUGCUGCUAUAGAUGUUGAUAAAUUAGCUCCCUUGAGCCAUAAAAGACUGACCUGGACCCAAACCUACUGAAUAUAAGGCUGUUGAGCAGGAUCAUUUGGGAAUUGUUGAAUUUUGUUUUUCUUAUCAUUACUUAUUUAACAUCUUUUUUUUUUAAUUGUUUUGUAUUUUAUUUUAUUUAUUUAACUUUUUAACUUAAAACAAUUAAGGAUUUUUUGCACUAUAAGUUAAGACUGUA